AUGGGGAGUUUACAAGGUUUACAGGCGAUGUUAAAGCAUCCGGAUGAUAUUUAUCCAUUGUUGAAGCUCAAGAUGGCGGCCAAGCAGGCGGAGAAACAGAUCCCGACGUCGCCACACUGGGGAUUCUGUUAUACAAUGCUUCAUAAAGUUUCUAGAAGUUUCGCUCUCGUUAUCCAACAGCUUGGCUCAGAGCUUCGUGACGCUGUAUGCAUUUUUUAUUUGGUUCUUCGAGCUCUUGACACUGUCGAGGAUGAUACAAGCAUAGAUACUAUGGUUAAGAUACCAAUUUUGAUGGAAUUCCAUAGCCAUAUCUAUGAUCCUGACUGGCAUUUCGCAUGCGGUACAAAGGAAUACAAAAUUCUGAUGGAUCAGUUCCAUCAUGUUUCUACUGCCUUUUUGGAGCUUAAUGGAAGUUAUCAGGAGGCAAUUGAGGAUAUUACCAUGAAAAUGGGUGCAGGAAUGGCAAAAUUUAUAUGCAAAGAGGUUGAGACAGUUGAUGACUAUGAAGAGUAUUGCCAUUAUGUUGCGGGACAUGUUGGAUUAGGACUGUCGAAACUCUUUCAUGCCUCCGGUAAAGAAACUUUGCUUCCUGAUUCCAUCUCCAAUUCAAUGGGCAUAUUUCUCCAGAAAACAAACAUCAUUAGAGAUUAUCUUGAGGACAUAAAUGAAAUACCCAAGGCACGUAUGUAUUGGCCUCAAGAGAUUUGGGGUAAAUAUGUGAAUAAACUAGAGGACUUGAAAUAUGAAAAGAACUCAGAGAAGGCUGUUCAGUGCCUGAAUGAUAUGGUGACAAAUGCUUUAGCGCAUAUCGAAGAUUCUUUAAAGUAUUUGUCCGAAUUACAUGAUCCAGCAAUCUUCAAGUUUUGUGCUAUACCACAGAUCAUGGCAAUUGGAACACUAUCUUUAUGCUACAACAACAUUGAAGUUUUUAGAGGUGUAGUGAAAUUGAGACGUGGUCUUACUGCAAAAAUAAUCGAUCGGACUAAAACCAUGGCAGAUGUCUAUAGUGCUUUUUAUGAUUUUUGCUCAUUGCUCAAAAUCAAGGUUGAUUUGAAGGACCCAAAUGCUCAUGUAACAAUCACCAGCAUAGAAUCUGCCCAAAAAAUUUGCAGGGAAUCCGGCACCCUCGACAAAAGGAAAUCGUACAUAGCCGACGACUUGCCAAACUACGGUCCAGCUAUGAUUGCUAUUCUUGUCGUUAUAUUGGCAAUUCUUUACGCAUAUCUAUCUGCUAAUCGAUCCAGCAAAGCAAAAGUUACAUUGUGA
This is a messenger RNA of Cynara cardunculus var. scolymus (artichoke), 1266 nucleotides long. RefSeq names its product squalene synthase-like. The transcript is spliced from 14 exons. Lineage: Eukaryota; Viridiplantae; Streptophyta; Magnoliopsida; Asterales; Asteraceae. Bases 1 to 1266 code for a protein of 421 amino acids. Gene Ontology annotation, cellular component: endoplasmic reticulum membrane. Gene Ontology annotation, biological process: farnesyl diphosphate metabolic process; lipid biosynthetic process. Gene Ontology annotation, molecular function: squalene synthase [NAD(P)H] activity. The record is from RefSeq and is a predicted model, not a curated record.